CGCGUCAGAAAAGCAUCGCCUGAUUUCGUCGAUUGCGCGAUUCCCCCACUUGCGACUGGCCGCGCCGCAGAAGCAAGCAAAUUUUCGCCGUGAUUGAACGUUCCGUUCGGGUUCCAGCGGGUAACUUUGAAAAAAACCAGUGUCCGCGGAAGCCGCCGUGUUCCGCCGUCGCGUGUGUGACGAAAUUGUGUUCCUAUUUGGAGGGAUUCUGAAAGAAAGAAGUUUUUUUUAGUGGAAGUGAAAAAAGUGGUUCCUCCUUGAGAGGUGAAGUUCUUUCCCCGCGGAGGCCAAGUGCAAUAAAAGAAAAUAAACCAGGAAGAAGCCUGGUCGGUGUCGACGACGUCGGUGACGGCACUCCGUUUGGAGGUGGUGAUUCAGGAAAAAUCUAGAAGAAAGUAAAGUUUGUCCCGUGCGGGAACACGGCAAGGUACAGAAACCGGAAGUAUUUGCAGUUUGACAAGGAGAAGGAGAAGCAGCGGCGGAAGAUGAAUUUCUACAAAAACAAACUGCUGCAGGCGGGCCAGCUGAAGAAGCUCGGCGAGCACAAGUAUUCCUGCACCAGCGUGAGCCUGCUGGAUCCGAUUCUGCAGCCGUGGUGGUGCUGGCUCGUGGCCAGGGUCCCGCUCUGGCUCGCCCCGAACCUGAUCACGAUCGUGGGGCUGGCGGUCAACAUACUGACCACGCUGAUCCUAAUCUACUACAGUCCAAAUGGCCGCUCCGAGCCGCCCCGGUGGGCGAGUGCCCUGUGCGCGCUCGGUCUGUUUGUGUACCAAAGUUUGGACGCCAUCGACGGCAAACAGGCCCGGCGGACAAACUCGUCGACGCCCCUCGGGGAGCUGUUCGACCACGGCUGUGACUCGAUCUCGACCGUGUUCGUGGCCCUUUCGGCGUGCAUCUCCGUCCAGCUGGGCUUCUACCCGCGGUGGAUGUUCUUCCAGUGCUUUUGCGCGAUGACCCUGUUCUACUGUGCCCACUGGCAGACUUACGUGUCCGGCACGUUGCGCUUCGGCAAGAUCGACGUGACGGAGGCGCAGUGCACGAUCAUCGCCAUUCACCUCAUUUCGGCCGUCUUUGGGCCCGGGAUCUGGAUGACGAAAAUGCCGCUAAUCGGGCUCACGUGGAACUACACGGUGAACGCGUUCUUCUCGCUCGGCUAUCUGCAGGUGUUUGUCACCUUCUGCCGGACGUUCCGGGAGGGUGGCGUCGGUAAAAAUGGCUCAACCGUUGCUGGAACCAGCGUGCUGUCCCCCAUCAUACCGUUUCUGUUUGUAGUGGUCCCGGCGUACGUCAUUUCCCAGAAAUCGCCCGACCACAUCUACGAGAACCAUCCGGCGCUGUACAUCAUGGCGUUCGGCAUGAUCACCGCCAAGGUCACCAACCGGUUAGUGGUCGCCCACAUGACCAAGAGCGAAAUGGAGUACCUGGACUGGGGCCUGAUCGGGCCGCUGUGUCUGUUCCUGAACCAGUACUUCAACUGCUUCCUCAGCGAGUACUGGGUGCUGUGGUUCGCGAUGCUCUGGUGCACCUUCGACCUGAUCCGGUACUGCGGGCAGGUCUGUCUCGAAAUCUGCGCCUACCUGAAGAUCGAGCUGUUCCGGAUCCCGUACCCGCCGAAGCCGCUCAUGACGUCACAAGGUACGAACCCCCAGCAGCAGCAUCAACACCACCACCACCACCACCAUCACGAAACCCGAAACGGAACUAGUAGUACGAAUCAGCAGCAACAGGGCCAACAGUCCCAGCAGCAGGCAAAUCGAAAGCAAACGCGCGCUAGCAGUAGAAAGCAUAACAGCUCGUCGCAGCACCAAUAACGCGGCGUCGAUUAGGGUGGUUCAGGUUUUUUUUUCUCGUUUUGUUGAUUUCGAGGGAGAGGACUUUUGGUGAGGCCGUAAAAACGCGGGGAGUUUUUUUUGUUUUUCAGUAAGCCGGUACCAAAAAUAAGAUAACCCAGCGGAGAGUGUGUACUACUAGAAACGUAAUAAUUUGUGAGAAUUAAAUAAAAAAAAACAGUUAGAACGUGUAUCUUAGCGGUUUUAAAAACGGUACAUUAAAAUAUACACUGAGAAAUAUGAAACACUCAACCAGACAGGUAUUUAAGAUUAGAGCCAGCAGCUUUCAGGCAAAUUUAGGAUUGCAAAGUAGGCGGCUUGACUAGUUUAGUAGUUUGAAGUUUGCAGCGCGUUACCGAGUCGACGCAACGGUUACUAAGCAACAGUGUGGAGAGUGAUGUCAAACAGAAUCGUCCACCGAGAUCGUAUCUCCCUAAGUAGGCCAAAUUAGCAAAGCUUUUGUAGAUCGGAAACUAAUUCACAAUUUAGAGGAGAAGAAAGCCGCGCUGUGCAGUGCGAUUGCUGUAAAUUUGCUAAAUCAAAGUAGCCAUUGAGUGUCUCUUGAAAUCUAACGCUCCCUCCCCCUUGAACUGUUCGUGACUAAUUUAUGCGAAUCUUCUCUUUUCUGUGCACUAAACAAACCAAUCCAAGCAAGCGUCCGAGAAGAACGCGCAAUCUAGUAACUUUUGAAUGUCAGUCAGAAUCAGUUAGAUGUCGUCGUCAUCGUUGUCCGGUUUUUUCGAUGUUUGUGUUGUCGAGUACUGACCACAACCUGGAACUACGCCCCCUCCCCUCCUCGUCCAGAAAAUUGUCCCGCCCGCCUCGCCCUUACACCUUGCUUUUAUACUUGAAGCUUUCUGUUUAAUUUAUCGUCACACGCCUACUACUACUACACACACGUCACACACACACUUUUUUUCAGUUCGUCUCGAGACCCAAUUUAGGACCCACAAUUUUGUUAUUGUUCUGUUAUGUUAUGUAUCUGGAAAGAUCCCCCCUCGCUUAAAUAAAAUUUGCGGUUUUUGAUAAAGUUUUAUUUAUCAAUAGUCAGAAUGACAGACGCAAAAAAAAAAUCUUAGUCCCUUUUCCGUUUAACCUUGUAAUAUCGCUAGAAAAGUGAUUGAAAACCCCGGUAAUGUCGAAGUUGCUCAGCUGCUGUGGAGAGAGAGAGAGGAAGUGAUUUUAACCACCCGAUUUUUUCGUCAGUGAAGUGUAACCAACUGACACGUAAAACCAAAAAGCAUACAACACACCACACAUUACACAUAAUAGAGAAUUUGUUUGAAUGCGGAUGAA
Messenger RNA from Culex quinquefasciatus (southern house mosquito), 3125 nucleotides. It is a transcript of the gene bbc, whose product is annotated as cholinephosphotransferase 1. Lineage: Eukaryota; Metazoa; Arthropoda; Insecta; Diptera; Culicidae. The transcript is spliced from 6 exons. Gene Ontology annotation, molecular function: diacylglycerol cholinephosphotransferase activity; ethanolaminephosphotransferase activity. Bases 486 to 1811 code for a protein of 441 amino acids. The record is from RefSeq and is a predicted model, not a curated record. Gene Ontology annotation, cellular component: endoplasmic reticulum membrane; Golgi apparatus. Gene Ontology annotation, biological process: phosphatidylethanolamine biosynthetic process.